GGGCCUGAGGGGCGAGCGUGGGGCGCCGCCAUGUCGGAGGCGGUUGCGGCUGUGGCGGAGGCGCGGUUGCGGCGGAAGCAGCUGCUGAGCGCGGAGGAGGCGGAGUUGUUCGAGCUAGCGCAGGCGGCGGGUAGCGGGCUGGACCCGGAGGUGUUCCGGGUGCUGCUGGACCUGCUGCGCAUGAACGUGGCGCCGCUCGCUGUCUUCCAGGUGCUGAAGUCCAUGUGCGCCGGGCAGCGGCUGCCGCCGGGACCCGAAGGCGGCCCCCCCGCCGCGCCGGCGCCGCUCCCCGCCGACACCCGAGUGCUGCAAGGUGUUAAGUUGUGGUAUUGGUGUGGGUCCUGUUCUCAGACAUCUGCUGCAAGGAGACAGGAUGGUUCGGGAGAAAUAAAACCAGUUCUGCUGUCAGUGGGACCCAGGUUCUAGCGGAAAGGAGCAGCCGGGAAGGAUCUGCCCAGAGGAUGCCUCGGCAGCCCAGUGCAAGCCGGCUGCAGAAAACAGGAGCUUCUGGAAAGAACACUGGAGGAGGCAACAGUACCUAAAUAAGGCCUUGAAACCGAUGUAUUCUGGUGCUUGGCAAUGUAUAUAAACCAUUUUGUUAAGACUGCUUGUGUUAUAUGUGUUAACCUGACAAACAUGGUUUGUAAGGUAUGGAA
This is a messenger RNA of Strigops habroptila (Kakapo), 656 nucleotides long. RefSeq names its product mitotic-spindle organizing protein 2B-like. Gene Ontology annotation, cellular component: spindle; centrosome. The transcript is spliced from 4 exons. NCBI's taxonomy places the organism in Eukaryota, Metazoa, Chordata, Aves, Psittaciformes, Psittacidae. The record is from RefSeq and is a predicted model, not a curated record. The coding region runs from base 31 to 426 and encodes 131 amino acids.